This is a messenger RNA of Fundulus heteroclitus (mummichog), 2074 nucleotides long. RefSeq names its product transferrin receptor protein 1-like. NCBI's taxonomy places the organism in Eukaryota, Metazoa, Chordata, Actinopteri, Cyprinodontiformes, Fundulidae. The record is from RefSeq and is a predicted model, not a curated record. Gene Ontology annotation, biological process: transferrin transport; intracellular iron ion homeostasis. Gene Ontology annotation, molecular function: transferrin receptor activity. The coding region runs from base 131 to 2056 and encodes 641 amino acids. Gene Ontology annotation, cellular component: external side of plasma membrane. The transcript is spliced from 15 exons.
CCAUUGAUUGCUUUCAGGAUUGUUGAUUGGAUAUAUAGCUGUAGGGAAAAAGCAGGUGGCUCCUGUCUGUGCAUCCGCCGUUAGCCUCACAGAACCCUCAGUUCUCCACGAGACCGGCGCUGCCCCCCUGAUGGACUGGGACGAUGUCAAAACCCUCUUUGCUCAGAAAUUAACUGCUGCUAAACUACAAAAUGCCCUCAGUGAGUUUUCUCAAGUCAGCCACCGGGCUGGUUCUCCUGAAGAUGAAUCCCUGGGAAACAAAGUGCUGCAGAGGUUUAAGGGGUACGGUAUGAACACGUGGACGGAUGAGCACUUCAUCAAGGUUCAAGACCCCCCAACGUCUGGAAGUAACAGAGUCGUUUUCAAGAACACGUUAGAGGAGUUUCCAAAGGGAUUCCUGUCCUACAGCAACACUGGAUCAGUAACGGGCGCCGUGCUGUAUGCUCAUUAUGGCCUGGAGGAGGACUUCAGGAAGCUGCGGAGCAGGAACAUCAACAUGAAUGGAAGAGUCAUGCUGGUCAGAGCUGGAAAAAUCAACUUUGCUGAGAAGGUUACCAAUGCUGCUAAAAUGAACGCCUCUGCAGUUUUGAUCUACCCAGACCCAACUGAUUACUCUAUCGGAGACAAGACUGAACUUUAUGGACAUGUCCACAUGGGCUCAGGGGAUCCUUAUACCCCAGGCUUUCCCUCUUUCAACCACACUCAGUUUCCUCCUGUGGAGUCUUCAGGCCUACCCAGAAUCCUGGCGCAGACCAUCACACAGGACAUGGCAAUCAAAAUCCUCCGUCAACUCGAGGGUCAGAGAAUGCCAGACGAGUGGGAAGGUUACAGCAAGUUAGGAAACGAGAGUGACAUCAUCACUGUGGAGGUCAAGAACGUCCUUGCUGAGAAGAAGAUCCAUAAUGUGUUCGGCGUCAUCAAAGGAUUUGUCGAUUCAGACCGCUACGUGGUUAUUGGUGCCCAGAGGGACGCAUGGGGUCCAGGCUUUGCAGCGUCAACUGUUGGCACCGCCGUCCUGGUUGAACUGGCGCGCUCCAUCGCAGAUAUGGUGAAGAACGAUGGGUUUAAGCCGAGGAGGAGCAUUGUGUUUGCUAGCUGGAGUGCUGGAGAAUACGGAAGUGUUGGCGCCACCGAGUGGUUAGAGGGAUAUUUGUCUUCUCUGAGCACAAAAGCCGUCUCUUACAUCAACCUGGAUGGCAUUGUAACAGGUCAAAAAGGAUUUAAAGUAGCAGCUAGUCCCUUAUUGCACACCUUGAUUCAAAAGACUCUAGAAGAGGUUAAAAACAAAGAUCUGACUCUUUUGAACCAAUUUGCAAAGAGCGACUGGGAGUCAAAUAUUCUGGAGCCAAUGGAACCGGAUAACGCUGCAUAUUCUUUCCUUGCCUUCUCUGGAAUUCCCUCAAUAUCGUUUAGAUUCUCCACUGAAAAUUCAGGCUACAAGUUCUUUGGCACACUGCAGGACACCUCCGACAACCUGAACAUCGCCACAUCCAGCCAGGUUCCUCAGCUGGCUGAGGCAGCGGGCCGCUUUGCUGGCCAUAUAGCUCUGAGGCUGGUCCACGACCAUCUGCUGCAGAUGGAUGUGAUGAAGUACUACAAGGUCAUACGUUCUCAUGUGGCCAAGAUCAAUGGAAAAGUCAGGGAAGUUCAGCGGGUAAAACCAGAGCUGUUGCCCAAAGCCCUGACGGUGAAGUGGCUGAUCUCCGCUACGGGUUCAUACAGCCGUGCCGCUCACAACCUGCUGACUGACAUCCAGAACAGUGACCUGGAGGACAUCGAAAUGUGUCGACUCAUCAACGACCGAAUCAUGACGGUGGAACGGAACUUGCUGUCCCACUACGUUUCCCCCAGAGAGAGCCCGUUCCGCCACAUCCUGGUCGGCUCGGGCCCCCACACUCUUAAAGCUCUCCUCAAACACCUCGACGAUCUGAAGUACGACAACCCCGACGCGGAUGCUGACCUGUUCCGCAACCAGUUCGCCCUAGCUACCUGGACCGUCCAGGGCUGCGCCAACUCCUUAGCGGGGGACAUCUGGUCUCUGGAUAAUGAAAUCUAACCUGCAUUUGCACAAUCU